GUGCUCAGAGUGGUGGCAUCUACUGGGGUUAUCAGCCGGCGCAGAGUCUUGCGAGUGCAGCGAUCUGACCAAACCGGAAUGACGGAGCGCGAAACGAAGCAGUAUACGGAACACCAGCACUGACAGAGACCCGUGGGAUUAAAAUCACUUUGCCCUGGUCAGUUGUCAAGCAUUCGACUGCCUGUCUGUCUGCACUAGGACAAAACAAAGAGUGAAUAAAGAAAUAAAUGCAACGAGAAGGAGCCGGUUUUACUCUCUAUGCUUCGCGCUGUCAAAAAAUUAGCGACUCUUUCGGAGAAACUCUGCUGGUGCCUGAAACGCUAUCAGGGGACUGACAGAACGACUUGUGCUUCUCUCCUUCCAGUGGAUGCUAAACCAUGGAUUAAUCCAGUUUAAGGGGUCAAUUGAUCCACCCCGUCAAUUUAAUAAGACAAGACAUCAAUUUAAUUCUGUCUUUGAGCGAAUUCAGUAAACUUACCUUGUGUGGAUUGUAUGCUGAUUUGGCAGCAGUAUUUCUCCAAAACUCAAGAUGACUGCGGGAUAUUUGUUAAGGUCAUUGCUGCUGCUCAUUUUAGCACUCUUCUCCGCAAACGCAAGCAACUGGCUGUACCUUGCAAAGCUGUCGUCAGUGGGCAGCAUCUCCGAUGAGAAGACGUGCGAGAAGCUGCGGGGCCUCAUCCAGAGGCAGGUGCAGAUCUGCAAACGCAACCUGGAGGUGAUGGACGCCGUGCGCCGCGGCGCGCAGAUCGCCAUCGACGAGUGCCAGUACCAGUUCCGCAACCGCCGCUGGAACUGCUCCACGCUGGAGACCGUGCCAGUGUUCGGCAAGGUCGUCACCCAGGGCACAAGAGAGGCUGCGUUUGUGUAUGCCAUCUCAGCAGCAAGUGUAGCAUUUGCGGUGACGAGGGCCUGUAGCAGUGGGGAGCUGGAUAAGUGCGGCUGUGACCGGAAUGUUCAUGGCUUCAGUCCCGAGGGAUUCCAGUGGUCGGGCUGCUCAGAUAACAUUGCCUAUGGCGUUGCCUUCUCCCAAUCCUUUGUGGAUGUCAGGGAGAGAGGCAAAGGCCAAUCAUCCAACCGGGCACUGAUGAACCUUCACAACAAUGAAGCUGGGAGGAAGGCCAUCCUGAACAACAUGCGGGUGGAGUGCAAGUGCCACGGAGUGUCAGGCUCCUGUGAGCUCAAGACCUGCUGGAAGGCCAUGCCACCCUUCCGGAAGGUGGGCAACGUCAUCAAGGAGAAGUUCGACGGCGCCACUGAGGUGGAGCAGAGGAAGAUUGGCACCACCAAGGUCCUGGUGCCUCGCAACGCCCAGUUCAAACCGCACACAGAUGAGGAUCUGGUCUACUUGGAGCCCAGCCCGGACUUCUGUGACUUUGACCCGCGCACGCCGGGCAUGCUGGGAACGGCCGGCCGCCACUGCAACAAAACCUCCAAGGCCAUUGACGGCUGCGAGCUGAUGUGCUGUGGCCGGGGCUUCCACACGGAGGAGGUGGAGGUGGUGGACCGCUGCAGCUGUAAGUUCCACUGGUGCUGCUACGUCAAGUGCAAACAGUGCCGCAAAAUGGUGGAGAUGCACACCUGCCGGUGAUUCCACCCGACCCCUGGCGGAUCCUUCCGGAGGGACGCUCUCUAAUCCCCCCCCCCACGUCCUAUCCUACUCGUCCAGGGAAAUGCUGACGGACAAGAGUGGACAAAGGCCCUCGAGGGAAGUGGGAUGCUCUUCCUAACAUUUUAACAUGUGCUAGAGGAACAUGGCGUUCAGUACACGGGACACAUUACAGGCAAGAUUUUUGGAAAUCGCGAUGUCCCAAUGAGAGUUCUAUUUUUUUCUAUCUCUCUCCUUUCACACCUUUUUGAAAAUGUGGUUUGCUCUCUUAUUUUUGUAUUUUUUUUAACUUAUUUAAGUGUAUUAGAGAGUACAACUUGAUGUGACAUUAUAACCAGGGCAGUGGCUUUGGGGCUGGGGAGCCAUUGGAUGGACUUUGACAAACAUUUUGGGGGAUGGGGGGUUGUUCAGAGGGCACAUAGCCAAUGUGUGUGUGUGUGGUUGUGUAUU
This is a messenger RNA of Clupea harengus (Atlantic herring), 2056 nucleotides long. It is a transcript of the gene wnt4, whose product is annotated as wingless-type MMTV integration site family, member 4. Gene Ontology annotation, molecular function: frizzled binding; cytokine activity. Gene Ontology annotation, biological process: multicellular organism development; neuron differentiation; canonical Wnt signaling pathway. The record is from RefSeq and is a predicted model, not a curated record. Gene Ontology annotation, cellular component: extracellular region. NCBI's taxonomy places the organism in Eukaryota, Metazoa, Chordata, Actinopteri, Clupeiformes, Clupeidae.